AUGCUUCUUGAUCUUAUUACUACAUCGAAUUUACCCUUUCUAUUCGUCGAGCAUCAAAAAUUCCGUGAUCUCUUUUCCUUCGCACGGCUAGCACCCGAGCCACCUAGCUUUCUAUCGAGAAAGGUGAUUCGCGAGCGCCUCCGGGGUUUCGAGUAUCGCGAGGUCCUCCUUAGUUUCGAGCUACUUUCUAGAACUUAUUCUAGCUUAAACCUAGGUAAAAAGCGAGAUAUCGCCGAUACCCUAAAUAAGGCAAAAGCUUAUCCUAAUCCAAGACGUCUAUACGCGAUAGAAUUUAACGUUUCUUAUGCUUCGCCGGGCGAGAAGGCUUCGUACUAUAUUCGACGAGUACUAUUCUAUCUCGUUCUUUAA
Penicillium verrucosum is the source of this 369-nucleotide messenger RNA. RefSeq lists its product as uncharacterized. Bases 1 to 369 code for a protein of 122 amino acids. The record is from RefSeq and is a predicted model, not a curated record. NCBI's taxonomy places the organism in Eukaryota, Fungi, Ascomycota, Eurotiomycetes, Eurotiales, Aspergillaceae. The transcript is spliced from 4 exons.